This is a messenger RNA of Rotaria sp. Silwood2, 872 nucleotides long. The record is from the annotation of a GenBank genome assembly. NCBI's taxonomy places the organism in Eukaryota, Metazoa, Rotifera, Eurotatoria, Philodinida, Philodinidae.
UGCGGUGAUUUGCUGUUUGAGAUGUAUCAUCUCAUUGAGAGAUGUGCAUCCCUCAUAUUGGGUACUGCAUCUCCCGUUGAAAAUGCAGCAUCUCCCAGCAGAGAUGUGAGCGCUUCUCCAAAUUGCAGGAUAUGUGACCCUGCUGAAAUAUAUAUAUAUAGUUCUUAAUUGAUUAAUUUUUUUUUUGUAUUUUAGAAUUAAGUGGUGCACUUAAUUUAAUGAAUUAUCUUAAAUUACUAAUUGAUCCAGAAAAUAUGAUAGCUGUAUCAAUAAUUGAAAAAACAGAAUUUUUAUCAUUUUUUUAUUUUCGUUCAAUGUCUGUAUUAUUAGCACCACUUAUGGCCAAUACAAUUGAUCUUAAAUUAGCUCGUGAUGAUUUUCAUAUAGCUCAAUUACAAUAUUUAAUUAUUGAUUUUCUAACAUUUUGUAUUGAACAUCAUACAUAUCAUAUAAGAAAUUUUCUUCAAAAAAAAGAUUUAUUAAGACGUGUACUUGUUUUAUUAAAAUCUAAACAUCAAUAUUUACAACUUAGCGCUUUACGAUUUUUAAGAAAAAUUAUUGGUUUAAAAGAUGAACAGUACAAUUUAAUAAUUCUUCGAAAUAAUUUAUUUGCAUCUAUUGUUGAUGCAUAUAAAGCUAAUAAACGACGUUAUAAUUUAUUAAAUUCAGCAAUGAUUGAAUUGUUUGAAUUUAUUCGACAAGAAAAUAUAAAAACAUUAAUUAAUUAUUUUGUCGAAAAUUUCUACUCAGAUUUUGAAUCAAUAACUUAUGUAAAAACAUUUCAUGAUUUAAAAUUAUCUUAUAAUACUCAAAGAGAUAAAAGAGAACGAAUACUUAGUGAUAGAUUACGAAUGAUAAUUAUUAUUUUAUAA